Molecule: messenger RNA, 870 nt
Organism: Trichoderma aggressivum f. europaeum
Lineage: Eukaryota; Fungi; Ascomycota; Sordariomycetes; Hypocreales; Hypocreaceae
Exons: 3
Coding region: 1-870 (289 amino acids)
Biological process (GO): regulation of DNA-templated transcription
Source: RefSeq, a predicted model, not a curated record
AUGGCUGCGAAUAAGACUUCAGCUAUUGCUGACCAGGAGCCCAUCGACGUCCUCUUUGCUCUGCAUCCCAAGUUUGACAUGCUCGACUUUGCAGGGCCAUUGGCUACUUUCUGCCAAGCCCAGCAUGACUUUGGCGAUGAUUCCACCAAAGCAUUUGAAGUGACUCUGGCCGGCAGUGAGCCCCAGGUUCUCUCCGCCCAGGGCCCCAUUGUGCAGUCCCAAAUCACCUUCCGGGAGGCUCAUGAUCGCCUCGAUGAGUUUGACGUUCUCGUCAUCCUCGGCGGAAACGUCGAUGAGAUCAUCCAGAAGGAGCUUGAGCCUCUUGGCCUCAUCACUGCCUUUUCCGACCUUCAGAAGAAGGAUCCGGCCAGGGAACGAACCCUCCUGUCCAUCUGCACCGGCUCACACCUGCUUGCCCGAGAGGGUAUCCUCUGCGGCCUCUCUGCCACUACCCACGCCGACUACUUUACCAAGUUUGAGAACCUCUGCAGCGAUGCUGCCACCCGACUCUUGACUGAGCGUACCGACGUCAUCGAGGAUGCCCGAUAUGUCGUCAACAACCUUCGCUUUGAGCUAGGCGAAGAUGAAAGCCCAUACACUCGCCGCGCGUCCGAUGCUGGACGACCCCACGGCCGCAAGGGAAGCAUCUCCUUCAAGGAGUCCAACACACGCCGCGAGUCAAUCGUCAGACGUGCGGCGAUGCGCCUCGGUGGUCUUCGGGUCAUCACCGCGGGGGGUCAGAGCGCUGGCAUAGAUGCAUCUUUGUAUCUUGUCAGCGCCCUGGUGGAUGAUAAGUGUGCCGAAGAGGUGGCCAGGCUCCUGCAGUGGACCUGGAACAAGGGAGUCGUCGUCGACGGCCUCGACGUGUAA